This is a messenger RNA of Ascochyta rabiei, 1056 nucleotides long. Its product is annotated as Galactose-6-sulfurylase. The record is from RefSeq and is a predicted model, not a curated record. Bases 1 to 1056 code for a protein of 351 amino acids. Gene Ontology annotation, biological process: protein geranylgeranylation; protein farnesylation. NCBI's taxonomy places the organism in Eukaryota, Fungi, Ascomycota, Dothideomycetes, Pleosporales, Didymellaceae. The transcript has 3 exons. Gene Ontology annotation, cellular component: protein farnesyltransferase complex; cytoplasm; CAAX-protein geranylgeranyltransferase complex. Gene Ontology annotation, molecular function: protein farnesyltransferase activity; CAAX-protein geranylgeranyltransferase activity.
AUGUCCCUGCAGCUGAUUCGCAGCUUCAUCGCCAACAUCUUUGUGUCGCCAUUCCACGUUCCACGCGUCAUACUCGCCCAACUUCGCAACACUCUCCAAGCCAGCUCGACCGACGCAAUGCCGCCGCCCAGAUUCUACCACGACGACGAAGCCUGGAAGGAUGUUGAGCCUCUCCCGCAGGACGACGGCGGAAUGCACCCGCUCGCAGCCAUUGCAUACACGGAGGAAUACAGCGAGGCUAUGGGCUACUUGCGCGCGGUCAUGGCGAGCAACGAGUUUAGCGACAGAGUGCUGGGGCUCACAGAACACAUCAUCAACAUGAACCCGGCGCACUACACAGUUUGGUUGUACCGCGCAAAGACAAUCUCAGAGCUCGGCAAACCACUGCAAGACGAAAUCAAGUGGCUGAACCCGACUGCGCUCAAGCAUCUCAAGAACUACCAGAUAUGGCACCACCGCCAGACCAUCAUCGAUGCACUCGGCUCGCCCGAAGGAGAGGCCGACUUCGUCAGCAAGAUGCUCGAGAAAGAUGAGAAGAACUACCACGUCUGGAGCUACAGGCAGUGGCUGGUCCAGCGCUUUGAUCUGUUCGACAAGCCGGAAGAACUCGAGUGGACCGAGAGCAUGAUCGAUGCAGACGUCAGGAACAACUCGGCCUGGAACCACCGCUACUAUCUGGUCGUUGGCGGUCGUGGAGGCAAUGCUCCAAGUGAGCAUGUGACGAAGCACGAGAUUGCAUACACUAAGGAGGCUAUUCGCAAAGCACCUCAGAACCAGAGCUCGUGGAACUACCUGAUGGGUAUCCUCCGCGCUGCUCAGCUGCCAAAAUCGACCGUCAAGGACUUUGUAACCGAGUUUGCAGACAUAGAAUCGCCGGAUGAUGUCUACUCCAGCCAUGCGCUCGACUUGUUAGCAGACAUCUAUGCAGAAGAAGAGAAUAACAAGGAGUCAGCAGAGAGAGCUUUGGAUCUGUUGGCGACCAGAUACGACCCUAUCAGAGCCAACUACUGGAACUACAGGAAGGGUCUGCUGAGCCAGCCUGAAGUUGCAGCUUGA